Molecule: messenger RNA, 303 nt
Organism: Pocillopora meandrina
Lineage: Eukaryota; Metazoa; Cnidaria; Anthozoa; Scleractinia; Pocilloporidae
Source: the annotation of a GenBank genome assembly
AGCCAAAGAGGAACGGUGGACACCAUUGUGUCGCCGGAGCGCCCAACAAUCAAAGCUGUACGAACAUCAGCUACACGGCAGGCAUCUCGAUUGAAUUUCCUGAGGGAAAUGGGUCAAAUUUGUGCGACGGCACCGAGUAGAUUUAAAGGAGCCGAUUUCAAAGCAUACCUCAUUGUGUUCGGUGCAUUUCGAGCGAAGUUGUUACGAAAACAGCUUGGCAUUCUCACUGAAGGGUAUGGCGAACACGUAGCGGAAUAGAGUCCUCGUCAAGGGCUCUAUUCCCACAAUACACCUCACAUUAUU